Molecule: messenger RNA, 530 nt
Organism: Solanum dulcamara
Lineage: Eukaryota; Viridiplantae; Streptophyta; Magnoliopsida; Solanales; Solanaceae
Exons: 4
Coding region: 6-530 (174 amino acids)
Source: RefSeq, a predicted model, not a curated record
UGCCAAUGGAGAGUUCAAAAAGUAGACAUGGCUAUCUCUAUUUUGAAUUUUGUGAUGUUUCUGCUUUUACUUGGAGAAUUCCCAUAGUGGAUAAGGUAUUUCAAUUGAGCAAAAAAUAUCCUGGACUUAAGAAACUAAACAGUGUUGACUUGUCUCCAGCAAGUUGGAUGGCUAUUAGUUGGUGUCCAAUUUGCUAUAUACCAAUGAAUGGGCUAACAAACAAAGUGUCAACAUUUUUCCUCACGUAUCAUACAAUCUCAUCACUAUUUCAAGAGAACACAAACGAUGAAACAGGUGAAGGUAUGACACUAAUAAAGAAGAAAAUUGGAGGAAUUCCCCUUCCACCUUUUGGGCUAACAUCUUACAAGAUGGAAAAUGAUGUUUGGAUGAACAAAGUCCAAGCUAAUACAGAAUAUGGUGAUCUUCAAAGUGCUGCUAAUUGUUGGCUUAAGCAGCUUAAUUUUUCUCAUCAUGAUUUUAAUUUUUUCAACUCAAAUGCCAAAAAUAUAGAUCAUAUUUACUUAUAUUGA